UCAGGGGUAGCUUUUAUAGACGUCUCCCACUACUCUGCUUCUGUAAAAGCUUUCUGCCCUCUCUCCUCCUUAAUUCAAACUUCUCUCUAACUUCUAUUGUAAGUAUAUUUUUUAUUCAUCAUAUCCUUGUUUUUCUCAACCCUGCGGCCAGUGCUGGGAGAGUAAGGGAGUCGGACUGCCUUGGUGACCAUGCACUUCAGGGGCCGUUGUCCCACUUUGUUGUUGCUGCUACCUCUUUGGCUGCUGGAGAACGUGCACGAGGUGGCAGGGCAGGAGAGGGGGUACAUGCAGGAGGCUCUCAGGGCCUUGAAUCUGCCCCUGGGUGCCGAUGACAAGCCACAGCUCCUGAGGAACCACACCAGUAUCCUGAUAACCGAGCUCCUCCGGGCAGUGAACUGUGCAGAGCAGACUGGUACCUCUCAGGACUUUUGUGACAAGUGCUUGACAACAGACGUUGCCCUCGCUGUGCUAGAGGACGAUCAGAAGGCUUACCUCAAUAUGGAGGACUACCAGCAGAUCUCUAUUGUACUGCUGUACUACAUAAUCAACUUGCAAGAUCUCUGUGUAGCAAAUGCAGCAUCUCCUUUCUUGCUUUCCUCCGACGCCUCUUCUGAAAACUACGAGCAUUAUCUCUUGGCUCUCACCAAUCUACAUCCCGCUGAAGACAACAGCUUCCUCUCAACCAGUGAAACAGAAAGCAUCCUGCAGCUCAUCAACCAGCACUAUGACCCCUCCAAUGCAGAUUCUCCUUAUGAUUUUCAAUGUAUUGAUGCCAUUCGCCUCUUUAAAGACGUGAAUGUGCAAGAAAGUGAAGGUGCUGGUAUGUCGUCUGUGCCCAAUGUGGCGGCAGCAAUCAUCAGCCAUAUUCUGCAGGGCCACUGUUUCGGACCGAAGGACCUCCCGUCUCCUGCCUUCUUUACAGACUACAUCUUCCAGUCCCUAAAUCGCACCACUAACCUGCAGAUAACAGACUUAGAGGAGUUGCUUCAUCAGCUGGGAAUAGGACGAGGAGACAGCACACACUCUCAUUACAGCAAGAGGGAGAGCAUCGCAGGAAGUUCACAGAAUGGGGCCGGACACUUCCUGGAUGGUUGCAACCAUGAAACAAAAUUAGGCCAUGACUGGGGAGAGGUGUGUUUUUCAGCCAAUCAGCUGGUGGAUAUCUUUGAAUUGAAUCAUACUUCGCCAAUUUCCAAAGAGCACUUCAGACAGAUUUGCCCCGCCAUCAUUCAGCAGUUGCUUGGCAAUGCCUGUGAGUCUGCAGAGCAAAGCAGACAAGGAGCCCUACCCACGCCUUUUGAGAAGUAUGGCUAUAGCACGGCUGCCGUCCUGCUCAUAACUGUUGGCUCCAUGCUCGGUAUCUGUCUGAUCUUCUUCAACUCCUGUCAGGAAACCUACACCCUCAUCCUGCAGCUGUUUGUGGGCCUGGCAGUGGGUACCCUCUCAGGAGACGCACUCUUACACCUCAUACCACAGAUCCUUGGCCUCCAUCAUGACUCUCACAGUCAUGAUGAUGAACUCUUGACAGAAGAGAAAGAGUACCUGUGGAGGAUUCUUGGAAUAAUCGCAGGGAUCUACGGCUUUUUCCUAAUUGAAAGGAUUUUUUCCUUUUUGGUUCCUUCUCAUGGCCAUGGUCAUUCUGGGGACCUUCCCUUACAGCUUAAAUGCAAUGGUCAGUCACAGAGGGGCAAGUCAAUCUCCACUAUUCAGCUGGGAUCAGUGGAAGACUUGGAGUGUGCAGAAACGUCUCCCCAACGCACAGAAACGAGGAGGCCUUCACAUCAGAGUAAGCAGGGACAAGGGGUUCCUCUGCUGGCUGUGAUGGUAAUUGUGGGAGACAGCCUUCAUAACUUUGCUGAUGGCCUUGUUGUGGGAGCGGCCUUCUCCUCUUCAGCAGAGACUGGCAUGGCGACCACCGUGGCCAUCCUGUGCCACGAGAUCCCCCAUGAGAUGGGGGACUUUGCAGUGUUGCUCAGCUCCGGACUCUCAGUGAGGACUGCUGUGCUUAUGAACUUCCUCAGUGCUCUGACGGCCUUCAUGGGUCUGUACAUCGGACUGUUCGUGUCCGCAGAGAUGGAGGUGCAGCAGUGGAUCUUCGCGGUCACUGCUGGAAUUUUUCUAUAUUUGUCGCUGGUAGAAAUGCUUCCUGAGAUGAGUCGAGUGAAGACCGACAGACCAUUCCUCUUGUUUGUCCUGCAGAACCUCGGCCUGUUGAUGGGUUGGGCCUGUCUUCUGCUCCUUGCUCUAUUUGAACAUGAACUCAAAUUCUAAAACAUCACGCAUUAUUUAAAGGAAGAAUGUGCAACUUUUUGAUCCAGCAGAUGUCGCCCUUGAGCUCCAGCAUGAAACCAAAAC
This is a messenger RNA of Labrus bergylta (ballan wrasse), 2355 nucleotides long. RefSeq names its product zinc transporter ZIP12. Lineage: Eukaryota; Metazoa; Chordata; Actinopteri; Labriformes; Labridae. Gene Ontology annotation, biological process: intracellular monoatomic cation homeostasis; zinc ion import across plasma membrane. Gene Ontology annotation, cellular component: plasma membrane. Gene Ontology annotation, molecular function: monoatomic cation:bicarbonate symporter activity; zinc ion transmembrane transporter activity. The record is from RefSeq and is a predicted model, not a curated record.